AUGACGUGUCAAGUUAUAGCAACAAUCUUUGUGACCAUCGUUUUGGGCAGCUUUAUGGUGGCCCAGGAGCCUAAAAUUCUUAUGCUGGGGGCACUGAACAACCCUAUGAACUGUAAAUUAUGGCACAUCGAUGAAGCUCAAGAAAUGUUCAGGAACAGAAGAGGAGACUCGUUUUACACAAAUGGAAGCUGGGCAGGGGGAGGAGGUGGAGGAGGAGGAGAAUGGGUAUCAACAGGAGGUUUUUGGGGAAUAGGAGGAGGAUGGGGAUAUAGUGGAGGAGGAUUUGUUGGAGGAGGAGGAUAUGUUGGAGGAUUUGAUGGAGGAGGAGGAUAUGUUGGAGGAGGAGGAUUUGAUGGAGGAGGAGGAGGAGGAGGAGGAUGUGAUGGAGGAGGAGGAGGAGGAGGAGGAGGAUGA
This is a messenger RNA of Macrobrachium nipponense, 414 nucleotides long. RefSeq lists its product as uncharacterized. Lineage: Eukaryota; Metazoa; Arthropoda; Malacostraca; Decapoda; Palaemonidae. The transcript has 3 exons. Bases 1 to 414 code for a protein of 137 amino acids. The record is from RefSeq and is a predicted model, not a curated record.